CCGGUGAGGCAACAUCGCAACAGGAAUGUUCCACAAAUGGUACGCUAAUCUGAGUAAUCGUACCAUCGCGAUUACGAUAGUCGUCUGCAUCUGUAUGCUGUACGUUUCCUACACAUUUAACACAUGUCUGAUAUCGAGCAUCAACCGGACUUGGAAAAAGGCCCACACCAGCUUCACCACGGUAACCACACCCACUGAGGAAACGGACGCACCGCAGAUUAAAAUCCUCGGUUCGAUCGUUCGAAUAGUACCCCUAACUGGUGAUGGAACCGGCUAUGAGUCGAAAGGAAUCCUGAACGCUACCGACGGUUCACCCAAGUAUCGUUUCCUUCGGUCGCAAGGCUUGCGACCAUCCCGCCAUCUACCGGAUGCUCUCAUUAUCGGUAUCAAAAAGAGUGGCACCCGUGCCUUGCUGGAAUUUAUUCGGCUUCAUCCGGAUGUCCGCGCGGCUGGCUGCGAGGUACACUUUUUCGAUCGACACUACGUCAAAGGUCUGCACUGGUAUCGGCACCACAUGCCACCGACGAUCGAAGGUCAGAUCACUAUGGAAAAAACGCCGAGUUACUUCAUUACCAAGGAAGCCCCGAAACGGGUCUACCAUAUGAACCCGGGCACCAAGCUGCUGGUGGUUGUACGGGAUCCAGUGACACGUGCCAUCUCCGAUUACACUCAGGCGCGCAGUAAAAAGAAAGACAUGAAAAAGUUCGAGGAACUAGCGUUUCUUAACGGAACCUCCGGUGGCGUUGUAGACACUACCUGGGGACCGGUUAAGAUCGGAGUAUAUGCCAAACACCUGGAACGGUGGCUCGAGUACUUCCCACUGUCGCAGUUGAUCUUCGUCAGCGGUGAACGCUUGAUCGCCGAUCCGGCGGUAGAGAUCGGUCGCGUUCAGGACUUUCUGGGCCUGAAACGGGUUGUAAACGAGAAACAUUUCUAUUUCAACUCGACCAAGGGUUUCCCCUGUUUGCUGAAAUCCGAGGAACGAUCGUCGCCUCACUGCCUGGGUAAAACGAAGGGUCGUAACCAUCCUCGGAUUGAACCACAGGCCAUCGAGCGAUUGCGCGAGUUUUACCGACCGUUCAAUCUUAAGUUCUACCAGCUGACCGGGAUCAACUUUGGUUGGCCCUGAAGAAAUCCAAUCGCAAGACAUUAGAUAGGUGUACAUAAGUAUUUAGUUACCGGAGGAUGUAGAAUGAAAUUCAAUUGCAAUCCGCGUAGAGUUCCUAGCUAAAUGAGGGUGUUCAAUGGAUUAUACGAAAAUUGGAGGAAUUUGCAGGGUCCUUCUUGGUCAACUGAAACAAGUUGGUAAAUUUUGAAUCAAUCAUUCAGUAAAAGAAGAAUCCUGCAAGCUUCCAUAGCUCAAAUUAAUUCACUGACAGAUCAUUCCUGAACCUGAAAUGAUCGAAACUGUAGCGUUUUCAACGAAAGCAAACCAAAAGAACCAACAUUUUGUGGCAAACUAGCAUGUCGAAAACAAAAAUUCAGAUGUCAAAAGGGUAACUUUUUGUACCACGAAUUUGCACUAGGAGCCAAAUAUCUAAAAAUUAACCAAUGAAUAGGAAGUAAAAGAAGAACCAUAAUUAAACGCUCACGUUUUCGGGGGCGAAUUAGAUAAGAACCAUAUAAAUAUAGUAGCAGUAAGAUACUUUCGCACAAUGCAAUGCCAAACCGAACAAAAUGCAAGGAAAGCACUUAGAUUCGCACAAAAACUUAAGGACUAAAAAAAGUCGGUUUAAAAAAAAAGAUCUCACCUUGAUCGGUUUAUGUUAUUUUUUUCUGAACUGUCGAAUAGAAUCGAUUAGUGGUUUAUUUUACUUGCGGCCUCAGAAAUAGCAGAGAUGUAAAUGUGCCACAUUGGUUCAACCAUAACAGAAGAAAAAUUGUUCCAUUUUUGCUCCUCUCUCACCGAUGGCCUACUAGUCUGCUUGAUAAAUAAAUGACAAAAAUUAUUCUAA
Molecule: messenger RNA, 1955 nt
Organism: Topomyia yanbarensis
Lineage: Eukaryota; Metazoa; Arthropoda; Insecta; Diptera; Culicidae
Gene: Hs3st-B
Product: heparan sulfate glucosamine 3-O-sulfotransferase 6
Exons: 2
Coding region: 26-1129 (367 amino acids)
Molecular function (GO): [heparan sulfate]-glucosamine 3-sulfotransferase activity
Source: RefSeq, a predicted model, not a curated record